This is a messenger RNA of Chrysochloris asiatica (Cape golden mole), 2592 nucleotides long. RefSeq names its product PMS2 postmeiotic segregation increased 2 (S. cerevisiae) (gene PMS2). Gene Ontology annotation, molecular function: ATP-dependent DNA damage sensor activity; ATP hydrolysis activity; ATP binding. The record is from RefSeq and is a predicted model, not a curated record. Lineage: Eukaryota; Metazoa; Chordata; Mammalia; Afrosoricida; Chrysochloridae. Gene Ontology annotation, cellular component: MutLalpha complex. The transcript has 15 exons. Bases 1 to 2592 code for a protein of 863 amino acids. Gene Ontology annotation, biological process: mismatch repair.
AUGGAGCGAACUGAGGGUCCCAGUACAGAAUUUGCGAAGGUCAUCAAGCCUAUCGACCGGAAGUCAGUGCAUCAGAUUUGUUCCGGGCAGGUAGUGCUGAGUCUGAGCACUGCAGUGAAGGAGCUGGUAGAAAACAGCGUGGAUGCUGGGGCCACCAGUAUCGAUGUAAGGCUUAAAGAUUAUGGAGUGGAUCUCAUUGAAGUUUCAGACAAUGGAUGCGGGGUAGAAGAAGAAAACUUCGAAGGCUUAACUUUGAAGCAUUAUACUUCUAAGAUUCAAGAAUUUGCUGAUCUAACUCACGUGGAAACAUUCGGCUUUCGUGGGGAAGCUCUAAGCUCACUUUGUGCAUUGAGUGACGUAACCAUUUCUACCUGUCACACGUCGGCCAAAGUUGGGACUCGAUUGGUGUUUGAUCACAAUGGGAAGCUUGUUCAGAAGACCCCUUACCCACGACCGAGAGGGACCACAGUCAGUGUGCAGCAGUUAUUUUAUCCGCUACCUGUGCGUCAUAAGGAAUUUCAGAAGAAUAUAAAGAAGGAGUAUGCCAAAAUGGUCCAGAUUUUGCAUGCGUAUUGUAUCAUCUCAGCAGGCAUCCGUAUAAACUGCACUAAUCAAGUUGGACAAGGAAAACGGCAGCCUGUGGUUUGCACCAGUGGAAACUCCCACAUGAAGGAAAAUAUCGGAUCUGUGUUUGGGCAGAAACAGCUGCAAAGUCUCAUUCCUUUUGUCCAGCGGGCCCCUAGUGAAUCUGUUUGUGAAGAGUAUGGUCUACACUUCUCUGAAGUUCCACAAAAUCUGUUUCGUAUCUCAGGAUUCAUCUCAAACUGCACGCAUGGUGUUGGAAGGAGUUCAACUGAGAGACAAUUUUUCUUUAUCAAUCAGCGGCCUUGUGAUCCAGCAAAGGUCUCCAGGCUUGUGAAUGAGGUCUAUCACAUGUACAAUCGACACCAGUAUCCAUUUGUGGUUCUGAACAUUUCUGUGGAUUCAGAAUGUGUUGAUAUUAAUGUUACUCCGGAUAAAAGGCAACUUUUACUACAGGAGGAGAAGCUUUUGUUGGCAAUUUUGAAGACUUCUUUGGUCGGAAUGUUUGAUAGUGACGCACACAAACUUAAUGUCAAUCAGCAGCUACUGUUAAAUGUUGAAGGGAACAUCAUGAAAAUGCCCUCAGCAGACGUGGAAAAGCCUCUGCCAGAGAAGCAGGAGAACCCUGCUUUGUUCCGGACUCGAGGAGAAGAGAAACAGGCAGUGACCGUUUCCAGACUGAGAGAGGCCUUUUCUCUUCAUCAGCCAUCAGGGUACCGGCCUCAGAGCUUGAAGACUCCUGAACUGAGAGUGGGAGUUCCUGGGCCAAGAACACAGACACCGUAUCCCAGCACGUCAGACCCCCUGCAGCCUCCGAAGCCUGUCUCUGGCAGGGGUGUAUGUGGCCCUCAGGAUGAGGGCGUCUGCGAUCGCAGGGACAAAGGGGAGAUGGAGAAGGAUUUGGGGUACAGCAGCACUUCAGUGGGCUCAGAGGCGGGGGACAGCACUCCAGAGACUGGCGGUCACUUUAGCAGCGACCAGGCAGCUAGCUCCCCAGAAGACAGAGUUUCACAAGAAACAGUUGAAUCCUGUGGGAAGUCACCUGAACUGGCCUGUCCUUCUUCACACGUGGAAGGCCACAUAGACCAGGAAGCUAUUGGGUCUAAAUCUAAACUUCUGCCUCAGUCCACUAGUACCUCAUUCUCAAACAUAAAGCGAUAUAAAAAAGGAGAAAUUCCUUCAAAUUGUGACAUCCCUCAAAAGUUGAUGAAUCAGAACAGUUCAGUGUCUCAGGUUGAUGUUGCCGUCAAGAUUAAGAAGAAAAUUGUGCCUCUGGACUUCUCCAUGAGCUCGUUAGUGAAGCGGAUAAAGCGGUUACAUGAAGAAGGACAGCGAAGAGAAGACAAACAAGAUUAUAGGAAAUUCAGGGCAAAGAUCUGCCCUGGAGAAAAUCAAGCCGCAGAAGAUGAGCUACGAAAGGAGAUCAGUAAAGCGAUGUUUGCAGAAAUGGAAAUCAUUGGUCAGUUCAACUUGGGAUUUAUAAUAACCAAACUGCACUCGGAUAUCUUCAUAGUGGACCAGCACGCCACAGAUGAGAAGUACAACUUCGAGAUACUGCAACAGCACACUGUGCUCCAGGGCCAGCGGCUCAUCGCACCUCAGCCUCUCGACUUAACUGCAGUCGGUGAAGCUGUUCUCAUCGAAAACCUGGACAUUUUCAAGAAGAAUGGCUUUGACUUUCUAAUUGACGAAGAUGCUCCAGUCACUGAGAGAGUUAAGCUGAUUUCCUUGCCAACUAGUAAAAACUGGACCUUCGGACCUCAGGACAUUGAUGAGCUGGUCUUCAUGCUGAGUGACUGUCCAGGGGUUAUGUGCCGACCCUCCCGUGUCCGGCAGAUGUUCGCCUCCCGAGCCUGCCGGAAGUCUGUGAUGAUCGGAACAGCUCUGAACACCAGUGAGAUGAAGAAGCUCAUUAGCCACAUGGGCGAGAUGGACCAUCCCUGGAACUGCCCGCACGGGAGACCAACCAUGAGACACAUCGCCAACUUGGACGUCCUUUCUCAACACUGA